Messenger RNA from Acaromyces ingoldii, 1377 nucleotides. Its product is annotated as NAD(P)-binding protein. The record is from RefSeq and is a predicted model, not a curated record. The transcript has 6 exons. Lineage: Eukaryota; Fungi; Basidiomycota; Exobasidiomycetes; Exobasidiales; Cryptobasidiaceae. Bases 119 to 1246 code for a protein of 375 amino acids.
AGGCGCUCCUCUGAUUUCGCUAGCACAAAUCGUUCCACCAGAGAGGUCACCGCCAGAGUCCGGCGUCAAUCUGUGACAGAGGCUCCUCGGAGGAUCCAGCGUUGAGGAGGAGUCGAACAUGACGACAGCUAUCGAUAUCCUUUGGGCCAGUCCUUGGCUCUUGUGUAUCGGACUUGUACUUUUCGUCGUAGCUCCCGCUCUGGUUGCCAUUGAGCAGACAGCCCCUUACUCUUUCAAGCCUUAUCGAUGGCCUUCCAAGAUCUGGUCCGUAGACGAGAUACCGAAUUUGACGGGCAAGGUCGCUCUCGUGACUGGAGCAAAUGGCGGCAUCGGUGUUGAGACAUGUGUCGAGCUCGUCCGUAAUGGUGCCCAGGUGUUUAUGGGAUGUAGAUCUGAGGAAAAAUUUCAGAAGGCUCGCAACACAAUCGAUAAGCUCCUUGAUGAACGCGGCCCCGCGAGAGACAAUCGCAAGAAGGGCCAAGUUCUCUACUUCGAGUGCGACGUCAGCUCCUUGGCUCUGGCGAAGAAGGCCGCAACGGUGUUCCUGGCUCACCCUCAGGCUAAGCGCCUCGAUGUGGCUUACUUCUGUGCCGGUGCACCUUCAACUUGGGGAGCACGACCGCUCAGUGAAGACGGCAUUGACCUGAUCAUGGCAACCAAUUGCACAAACCAGUUGGCCAUGCUCGAUGAGCUCUACCCCCUGAUCAAGAAAACCUCUCGCCACAGUGCAUCAUCGUGUCGCAUCAUCUUUAUCUCGUCCAACACCGAGUUCUGGGCCAAUCUGCGGUGGCCUCUCGGCGUCGAGCCGACCUUCAAUAGUUGGAAGGACGUCAAUGACCCAAGACGAAGCGAGAAUGCGAGAUAUGCACAGAGCAAGCUUGCCCAAGCGCUCUUGGCGAGGAAGCUGAGCAGCGAUUUGAGUAACGAGAACAUUGCUUGUUUGGCUCUGCAUCCUGGCGAGAUCGACAAUGACUUUGUUCACAGGAUGUUGCCGUGGACUCAGUACAACCGCUACCUAGCUGCCAUUAUCAAGGCAAUCCUGAUUGACUCGCGCCAAGGAGCAUUGACAGGCCUCUUUGCUGCCACGGCGAAAGAAGUCGACGAGAAGCGGCUCUCGGGCCAAUUCCUUACAUACCCGGCCACGAUUAUCCAACCAAGUGCCUUUGCUCGCAACGACGUCCUAGGCAGAAAAGCGUGGGAGUUGCAGAUGGACCUUAUUCAGGGACGCAAUCUACCCCGCUGUUGAGUGCCUGUCAUUUAGCACAUCCUGGAGGCCAAGCACUUCCUUGUCCAGAUAAUAAAUAGAAAAAGGUCUCCGAUUCGGAAGUGUUGAUCACAGCUUGAUCAACGGCAAGGGUGCCCGAUGCUACUUAGAUC